CUGACAACAUGUUCCGAGCGGUAGCUCCUGUGCAGCUCCGGCGGGCGGCCUCAUUAUUACGUUUUCAGAGUACGCUGGUAAUAGCUGAGCAUGCAAAUGAUGCUUUAGCACCUAUUACAUUAAACACCAUCACUGCAGCCAAACGUCUUGGAGGUGAAGUGUCUUGCUUGGUAGCUGGAACCAAAUGUGACAAGGUAGUACAAGACCUUUGCAAAGUGGCAGGUGUAACAAAAGUUCUGGUGGCCCAGCAUGAUGCCUACAAAGGCUUCCUUCCAGAGGAACUGACACCAUUGAUUUUGGCAACUCAGAAGCAGUUCAGUUACACACACAUCUGUGCCGGAGCAUCUGCAUUUGGAAAGAACCUUUUGCCCAGAGUAGCAGCCAAACUUGAUGUUGCCCCAGUCUCUGACAUCAUUGAGAUCAAGUCACCUGACACGUUUGUAAGAACCAUUUAUGCAGGAAACGCUUUGUGUACCGUGAAAUGUGAUGAGAAAGUGAAGGUGUUUUCUGUGCGUGGAACGUCUUUUGAAGCUGCAGAAACAAGUGGAGGUAGUGCUAAUUCAGAAAAGGCAUCAAGUUCUUCACCGGUGGGCAUAUCCGAAUGGCUUGACCAGAAAUUAACAAAGAGUGAUCGACCUGAGCUGACUGGUGCUAAAGUGGUGGUGUCUGGUGGUCGGGGUUUGAAGAGUGGAGAGAACUUUAAGUUGUUGUAUGACUUGGCAGAUCAACUCCAUGCUGCAGUUGGUGCUUCCCGUGCUGCUGUUGAUGCUGGCUUUGUUCCCAAUGAUAUGCAAGUUGGACAGACAGGAAAGAUUGUAGCACCAGAACUCUAUAUUGCCGUGGGAAUAUCUGGAGCAAUCCAGCAUUUAGCUGGGAUGAAGGACAGCAAGACCAUUGUAGCCAUUAACAAAGACCCAGAAGCUCCAAUUUUCCAAGUGGCAGAUUAUGGAAUAGUUGCAGAUCUAUUUAAGGUUGUUCCUGAAAUGACUGAGCUAUUGAAAAAGAAAUGAAUAAUGAUCAUGUCUUCAGAAGGAAAAUGAUGUCAGAGUGUUCAGCUGAAAUCAGAUAUUCAAGAAAAUUGUAACACUUGUUGGAAAGCUUGGAGAGCUAAUUUCAUAAAUUAAGAAAAAAAAUCUAAGCGAUACAGAAUGCCUUUUAUGGGACUGUUAUCCAUUUCUAAUUCUUUUUUUGGCACCAAGCAAUUAUAUUUUUGACAUUUUCUAAUUCUGUAAUAAAAUAUAUAAUAAAGCCUUUCCAGAAUUUUAAAACAAU
Messenger RNA from Elephantulus edwardii (Cape elephant shrew), 1272 nucleotides. RefSeq names its product electron-transfer-flavoprotein, alpha polypeptide (gene ETFA). Gene Ontology annotation, cellular component: mitochondrion. The coding region runs from base 9 to 1010 and encodes 333 amino acids. The transcript has 12 exons. NCBI's taxonomy places the organism in Eukaryota, Metazoa, Chordata, Mammalia, Macroscelidea, Macroscelididae. Gene Ontology annotation, molecular function: electron transfer activity; flavin adenine dinucleotide binding. The record is from RefSeq and is a predicted model, not a curated record.